AGCAUUGUUGCUGUUGGUUUUCUCCUGUUACUGUGAAUUUAUGAUGCUGGGUGAGUGGAAGUUUUAUCGCAUUGAAAUGAAAGAAGAAGUCGUUUUCAGGCCGUCUUAGCGGAUAAAAACUAAAGGAAAAAAAACAUGUCCAGUCACAAAAAUGACUGCACUCUGUACAGGCAUACUUCUAGUGGGAUCGAGACUAUCAACUCCUCGAUUCCUCGUGGCUGCCUCUCCUCAUUCUUCUCUCUCCCUUUCCUGUAACAACGCAUACCUUGUAAAGAGAUCACUUCACUAUUGCCACCAUCGCCUCCUCAAGAAACACUUGCCCUUAACAUCAUCGUCAUCGAUCAUGGCCCAGAUAGAAAGCUCCGCUGGGGUUUCUACAGCGCCAUCUUUUGAUGAUGGAGGGGAUAAUAUCACUGUUUUUCCUUUGUCUUCAUCGUCCGUUCUCAAAAUCAACAAAGGGGAUAUCACUAAGUGGUUCGUUGAUGGCUCCUCUGAUGCUAUUGUUAAUCCAGCAAAUGAGAAAAUGCUUGGAGGCGGAGGUGCAGAUGGAGCCAUACAUAGGGCUGCUGGACCAGAACUCCUAGAUGCAUGCUAUAGGGUCCCUGAAGUCCAACCUGGAGUUCGCUGCCCAACAGGAGAAGCAAGAAUUACUCUAGGUUUCAAAUUGCCUGCAUCUCAUGUGAUUCACACUGUUGGCCCUAUCUAUGACACUGAUAGAGGCCCUGCGUCCUCCCUGAAAAACGCGUACAGGAACAGCUUGACAGUGGCCAAGGAAAACAACAUCAAGUAUAUUGCAUUUCCUGCUAUAUCUUGUGGUGUUUAUGGAUAUCCUUAUGAGGAAGCUGCUGCAGUGGCUAUAUCCACUGUCAAAGAAUUUGCAGAUGACUUGAAAGAGGGAGUGUUAUGCAUGCCCACAAGGACUAGAGGCUGCCACUACAGAGAUGGAAGAGUUGAGACUAGUGGAGAUUAUGGCAAGCAAGGAAUCAGUGGAAGAAUCGAGGCCGUCACUACAGGGAUUACAUAUCCAAUGAAAGUUGGAAGACAAAGCCCCGAUUCUAAAAUGAGAGGCUUGAGAGACUACAUGAACUUAAACCAGUUAAAUUUAUGCAUGAAACAGUGACUGGAUGAAAUUCUUUGUGUAUUGCAGCAAAAUGGUGGAGAGAGAGAGAGAGAGACGCAAGUGAAAUCAAUAGUUUUUGUUCAGGACUAGAAGGAUUUUGUUCCAAGGUUAUGUGAUGAAGACAUUGAUGAUGAUGAUGAAAAAUGUUUGAGAAGGAGAAAGUCCUCAACUUCAAAUUUUAUUGCAAGUUCUGUUUCUUGCAGUCAACAAAACCUGAGGAAUGAUAGGAAUAAGGUUAAGUUAUAAAAUCUUCAAUGACAAAUCUGGAAUAAGAACUCCUCAUAUGUAUUACUAAAAGCAAUUGCGAGCCGAGGAAUCUGGAGAAUUUGGCAAUGGAGGAAGAGAAUGUGGAGAAUAUGGCAGUCGAGGAUCUGAAGCCCAAAAUAGAAAACUCAAGAAGCUAGCCUUGUCAACUUGGAAAAAAUCUCUAUGCUGUACCUGACAGAAAUUUCCAUUCGACAGAUACCAAAAUCCAAAGCUAAAAAUCUUUAUUUCAUCAAAGUGCAAGUGCAUGUUUAACUCACGGAUUUUUAUUUUUUUUUCAAUAGGAAAAAAGUUUCCUUCACAAUGAAGGAAAGGAA
Molecule: messenger RNA, 1701 nt
Organism: Hevea brasiliensis (rubber tree)
Lineage: Eukaryota; Viridiplantae; Streptophyta; Magnoliopsida; Malpighiales; Euphorbiaceae
Exons: 7
Coding region: 152-1120 (322 amino acids)
Source: RefSeq, a predicted model, not a curated record